AACUGUACUUUUACUUGAGUAGAUUUUUUCAGUACUUUUUCCAUCUCUGUAUCUUUCAUAAGGACUGAAUGGGGAUACAUGGAUUCUUUUUUCCCGAAUUGACAUGUGAUCAAAAGACACGAAACUAUAACUCAUGAGACAUUAACUCAAAUGUAUUUAUUCAAAAUGUAUAUUUCAACAGAUAUCUUUAACCAGUGAUUAGCCAAUUUACCGCAGGGUGUAUUUCAAUAAGACCAGCUCAAACUUUAAGAUUUACAUGUAUAUACAUUUUAGAUAUGCAUUUUGGACGACAUAUCUUUAUAUUGCCGAUAACAACAUUUAUCGUUAACAAGAAGAAGUAGAAGGGAGCACGGAAACUGAACAAAAACUGAGAAGUGACAUUAGAUCCCGCCCAUUUUUGGGUUGACCAAUAUAUAGGCCGGAAGUGAUUCUACUUCAAAAAUGUUUCACGGAAGAGGCGAGGAGUGAUGUUGACGUUACGCUAAAUAAACGCAGGAAUGCCAGGGGUAGACUACGGGGAGCUGGGGGGAAGCCUCCCUGCCAUUGCCUCCCUGAACGCGUCCUACUCUACAACUAUGUCCCUGCCCUCGCCAUACAUGCUGGUACCCCCCGGGGAGCGAAAGGUCAUCUCUGACGUGCGGCGGACAUUCUGUCUCUUCGUUACCUUCGACCUCCUCUUCAUCUCCCUCCUGUGGAUCAUUGAGCUCAAUAUGUCCCACACAAUAUGGGACAACCUGAAGACCGAGGUCCUCCUCUACAGCUUCUACUCUUCCUUUUUUGACAUCUUUCUCCUCGCUCUGUUUCGCUUCCUGUCUCUGCUGCUGGGUUAUGCAGCGCUGCGACUUAGGCACUGGUGGGUGAUUGCGAUCACCACUCUAGUUACCAGUGUCUUCCUUGUCAUCAAGGUUAUCUUGUCCAACCUCUUUUCCGAGAAUGCGUUUGGCUAUGUGCUACCCAUCACCUCCUUUGUGGUGGCCUGGCUGGAGACCUGGUUCCUGGACUUCAAGGUGCUCACGCAGGAGGCAGAUGAUGAGAGGGCCUACCUGGCUGUCGUGCACGCUGCGUGCGAGCGUGCACCGAUGAUGUACCCCCCUCCCACGUCGGAUGGACAGUUCUACUCCCCGCCAGAAUCCCUGGCAGGGUCGGAAGAGGAUCUGGAUGAGGAGGGUCUAGGCCGCCGAGCAGUCACAGCCGAGGAGAAGGAGUAUGUUAGGCAAGGCCGCGAGGCCAUGUCUGUGGUGGAGCAGAUCCUAGCCCAGGAGGAAAACUGGAAGUUUGAGAAAAACAACGAAAUGGGAGAUUCCGUCUACACUCUGGAAAUUCCCUACCAUGGCAAAACCUUCAUUCUGAAGGCUUUCAUGCAGUGUACUCCUGAGCUUGUGUACCAGGAAGUUAUCCUGCAGCCAGAGAAGAUGGUCCAGUGGAACAAAACUGUGUCCGGUUGCCAGAUCCUUCAGAGGGUGGACGACAACACGGUGGUGUCCUACGACGUGGCCUCUGGGGCGGCGGGGGGGGUGGUCUCAGCCAGGGACUUUGUCAACGUGCGACGCGUGGAGCGCAAGGGUGAAUGCUACGUCUCCGCGGGCAUAGCGACGGAGCACGACGCAAAACCUCCGCACAGUCGCUACGUCAGGGGAGAGAACGGUCCUGGAGGAUUUGUGGUCCUCAAGUCCAACAGCAACCCGUCCGUGUGUACCUUCAUCUGGGUCCUGAACACUGACCUCAAGGGCCGUCUGCCACGCUACCUCAUCCACCAAAGUCUGGCUGCCACCAUGUUUGACUUCAUGACCCACCUGCGCCAGCGAAUCACAGACCUGCGUUCCUCUCGCCGUUAGGAAGGAUGGGGCGACGAGCCUCCAUUUAAAAAAGCUAUGUUGUGGGUGGUGCUGUCCCACGAUGAGCGCUGAUGACUCCCUAAUGGGUAGCGCUGCAUCAAAUGGGGAACUGACAUUGUUCACCCAGAUGGCCUGAAGAUGGUGUAUGUGUGUAAUGUCUACAGGCAUUUGCACUGUAUCUCAGUCGUUGGCUAACCGAUUUGGCUGUUUAAAGAAGAUUCUCUCUUCUUCCACUCAUCUCUUUUUGUUGUUGAACAUGGUUACGUGCAUAUUUUUAUGUAGGCCGAUGUACUUCACUUAUCUUUAAAAAAUCAUUUUUUGUAUCAUUGUGCAGUGACACUGUUUGGUCAGGAUUAUGUUUUUUUAGCCUAUCAGGAUUUGAGUUGGAGUGAGGUCAUUUUUUGUAUCUUGCCUCGAAAAGAGCCAAUGUCCCUUCACAACAUGACUGAGACAUUGCUGCAAACUCUCAUGUCUGGUCUGGCUAUGUUGAGCAGUAAAGACCAUGUCUCACCACUAGAGGGAGAUGCCACCAAUCAAAUGCAUUGAGUUUCAAUGGUCAGCGGCUUUGAUCUCACCAUUGUAGUCUCACGGAUAUAGGGCAAUAUACAAAUGUAUAGGCUCUGUUAGGAAGACGCAUUUAAAUACAAAUCAUCGCCACCAGCAAGCAGGUAAUCGGUAAUAGAUUCCCUCUAUUUCUGUGAAUUGUAUUGCUUGUGCCAUCGUUUGAGCGGAAUGAUGACUCACUGAUGGGUUGGACAAAUUAGUAACUGUGCAAAAUAUAAGUGUAGAUUGUCGACUGCAGAUAUUUAUAUUAAUCUUGUUUACUAAGGGAAUCCGAUCGGCCUUUUCUUAAUCCAUGUACAUAAAACCUAAAACUCUGCACCUCGUUGUAAUGAAGCUCCUGGGUAACCAGUUGGCCGUCUCAUGUGCAGACACUGCGCAUUGGUGUAAGGCUAAACUCUGUUUACUCCCUGGUAGAUGGGUCCAUUGAACGAUUUGACUGGGGGAGUAAGCAAGAGGGGCUGAGCUUGUGCCUUUCAUUCGCCAUAAAACUAGACAAAGCAUGACAAUUGUCUCUGGCCACAU
Gadus chalcogrammus (walleye pollock) is the source of this 2921-nucleotide messenger RNA. RefSeq names its product StAR-related lipid transfer (START) domain containing 3 (gene stard3). The transcript has 15 exons. The record is from RefSeq and is a predicted model, not a curated record. NCBI's taxonomy places the organism in Eukaryota, Metazoa, Chordata, Actinopteri, Gadiformes, Gadidae. Gene Ontology annotation, cellular component: late endosome. Bases 498 to 1835 code for a protein of 445 amino acids. Gene Ontology annotation, molecular function: cholesterol binding; cholesterol transfer activity.